Messenger RNA from Penicillium mononematosum, 1521 nucleotides. RefSeq names its product glycoside hydrolase family 32 protein. The transcript has a single exon. Gene Ontology annotation, molecular function: sucrose alpha-glucosidase activity. Gene Ontology annotation, biological process: sucrose catabolic process. Lineage: Eukaryota; Fungi; Ascomycota; Eurotiomycetes; Eurotiales; Aspergillaceae. The coding region runs from base 1 to 1521 and encodes 506 amino acids. The record is from RefSeq and is a predicted model, not a curated record.
AUGAUCAUUUUGACUCUGCUCCUUCUUGUUACCCAGGCUUUAGCCGACGACUAUCGCCCACUGUUCCAUUUCGUCCCAGAAAAGAACUGGAUGAACGAGCCAAACGGCCUUAUCAAGAUCGACUCGGUCUGGCAUCUGUUCUUCCAGCAUAACCCAACCGCCAACGUCUGGGGAAACUUGAACUGGGGCCACGCAACCAGCACGGACCUUCUCCACUGGACCUAUGAACCCAUCGCGAUAACAAGCGAGAACGGCGUCGAGGCAUUCACCGGUACCAGCUACUACGAUUCUAAAAAUACAUCAGGGUUGGGUACCUCUCAGAGCCCGCCCUAUCUGGCCUGGUACACUGGAUACUUCCCGUCGAAUGGCACACAAGACCAGCGCCUUGCCUAUAGCGUGGAUGAGGGCGUCACUUGGACAAAGUUCGCUGGUAAUCCUAUUAUCUCAGCGGCGCAGGAAGCGCCCCAUGAUACAACCAAGGGACUGGAGACACGCGAUCCUAAGGUCUUUUUCCACGAGGCAUCUGGGAAGUGGGUGAUGAUUCUUGCCCAUGGUGGGCAGGAUAAAAUCACUUUCUGGACCUCUACCGAUGCCAAGCACUGGACGUGGGUGAGCGAUCUUGGAUCAGCCCAGGUAUCAGGGUUACCGUCAGCUAUCACCGGCUGGGAGGUGCCGGAUAUGUUCCAGCUACCCAUUGAAGGCACUGAUGAGACCACCUGGGUAUUGAUCCUGACCCCAGCAAAGGGGUCACCAGCUGGUGGGAAUGGCGUCUUCGCCCUGACAGGCUCAUUUGAUGGCAAGACUUUUCAACCGGAUCCUGUGGAUACUGCGAACCUAUGGCUUGACUAUGGGCGCGAUUUCGAUGGCGCGAUGAGCUGGGAGAAUGUGCCUAAAACGGAUGGGCGACGGAUCCUCGCGGCCAUCUCAAACAGCUACGGAGCCAGUCCACCAACCAAUACCUGGAAAGGAAUGCUCUCAUUCCCUCGGACUCUUGGGCUGCAACAGACAGGUUCUGUGCGAUCAUUUGUUCAGUGGCCUGUCAGUGAACUUCUGUCUGCAGGCUCUACUCUAGCAACUAUUCGAAACCGGACAAUUACCCCGGGCCAGGUUCUUCUCUCAUCUGUCGUUGGGACCGCACUGGAUAUCGAGCUUGCAUUCACCGCACAAACAAACACGGUUUUGUCAUUGGCAGUUCGAAAGGCCGGAUCACAGCAAACAGUUAUCCAGUACAAACAGUCCACCGCGACACUGGCAGUUGACCGAACAGCUAGUGGGGAUACAUCCUAUGACGCUGCAGCAGGCGGUGUUCAUAGCGCUUCCCUACAGCCCGAUGCCUCGGGAGUGGUUCGAAUCAGAGCACUGAUUGAUAUCUGCUCCGUGGAAGUCUUUGGAGGGAAAGGGGAGGUCGUUAUUUCUGACCUUAUCUUCCCGGAUGAGGCAGCAGAUGGCCUAGCUCUGCAGGUAGGUGGAGGAUCUGUCGUGCUACAGAGUGUAGUAGUGCGGAAGAUCUCUCUGGAGUAG